Molecule: messenger RNA, 1863 nt
Organism: Physella acuta
Lineage: Eukaryota; Metazoa; Mollusca; Gastropoda; Physidae
Product: serine/arginine-rich splicing factor 2
Molecular function (GO): RNA binding
Source: RefSeq, a predicted model, not a curated record
AUUUAUGUGCGCAUGCGUACAUCCUCCCGCCUACUUCACUGUGAAAGCCAUUUCCUGACCUAAAAAACAGCGUGGAUGUCAUUUUACUAGAUUGAUCAAGAUCUAGAAUCUAGUUUUUUUGACUGGUUGUGUUUGCCGUAUUUUUUGUUUUUACACAAGUAUGAGUGGAGGUUACGGUCGAGGACCACCUGCUAUUGACGGAAUGGUGUCGCUGAAAGUGGAUAACUUGACAUACAGAACAACGCCAGAUGAUUUACGCCGAGCUUUCGAGAAGUAUGGCGACGUUGGUGAUGUUUACAUUCCCAGAGAUAGAUUCACACGAGAAAGUCGCGGAUUCGCUUUUGUUCGAUUCUACGACAAACGGGAUGCUGAAGAUGCGAUGGAUUCAAUGGACGGCGCCCUUCUUGAUGGCAGGGAAGUGAGGUGUCAAAUGGCUCGGUAUGGACGACCGUCGGAACCUCACAGGCGAGGUCCACCAAGACGUGGUUAUGGCGGUGGAGGCCGAAGAGGAAGGUCUCGGUCUAGAUCCCCAAGGAGGAGGAGACGUUCCAGAAGUAGGUCAGGCAGCCGCUCUCAUAGUCGCUCAGCAAGCCGUUCUCGCAGCAGAAGUCGUGGAAAAGCUGCAGGAUCUCGAAGUCGCUCUCGAUCUUUUGACCAAAAUGGAGCCGAUGCCUCAGACUGAAUUUAGGUUGAGUUGUAUCAUUUGGAUGUGAACAGCAGCUUUUUGCUACAUUGGCACUCCAAUUUUGAAACAAAAGGUGCUUCUCAAAGCUGUUUACACAUUGAACUGACAUUUUAACAUUCUGUAAAUAUUUCACACAUUCUGUAUUGUAGCAUAUUGUAUUACUGUCCAUUUUUAACAAACAAAAGAAUAAGAUUUUGUGUGCAUGUGUUUUAUAUUAUUUUCUGUUAAGUAAAUGUGGUUAAGCAUUUUUGUGGUUGGUUGGUUGGGUUUUUUUUUUUAACUGUAAAAAUUUAACCAUGGCAAGCUAUUUGGUUCAUUUUACACAUCAUCACAUUCAUUGUGUCUAUGAUCAAUAAAGGUGUAAAUAUUAACCUAAUCUCUUUUCUUGUUUCCCCAUAACUGUAGGAGCUGGUAAGGCGGGGUUAUUAAUUGCUGUGGCAGACAGUGGUGCAAUGGCGGUGCAGUGCAGAGAUUGCUGUAACUGUCGCUGUCGGGUGUGGCUGUAAAGAUAGCAGCGGGGUGGAGUGAAGGGUGUUGGAGGAAAAAAAGCAUGCUGUAUUAGUUUGGUAGACCCAGCUGGCAGACAGCGGCGUUGGUGUGAUUGCAGUCCUGUUGUUGGUGUGAUUGCUGUUGGUUAGGGUACCUGCCAAGCAUGGUGAAAAAGUCUGCAGUAUAGUGAUUGCAGCCACCUUACCAAAGCUUUAUGACUGGUCUACCUAUGAAAUAGUGGAUGUUCUAGGUUAUAGAUUUGACCUGAUAUAAGGUUAUAGCAGAUGUUUUUCACAAAUGAUGAGAUACCUUCAUUAUGACUAGUUGGGCAGAUAUAAAUGUGACUUUGUUGAAUUGUCCUUAAUGUUUGUUGGAAAGUUACUGCUUACAGUAUUUUAUUUUGAUUUUUAAACUGGUUUCUAGCAAUAAAUGUAGAUAGAAAGGGUCUUACUUACCAUGCAGUUUAUUUUUUUUAAAUCUAGGAUCUUGGUCUGUUUCAGCCAUUCCUUUCAGAAGUCAUGCUUAUGUUAUUUUUCAAGUUAAUGCCUUCAUUAAUUGUAAUCAUGGUAAUAUUUAGAUAGCUACUGGUAGGUAUUGUUGUAGCACUCUUCAAUGCCUCUGUAUUUUGCAAUUUUUUAAAUGUAAGGUUUUUUUUUUUUUAAGAAAAGAAAUGAUACUUUUAUGAAUAU